UGUUUAUGAGUAGAAAGGCUAGUAGAAGAGCAGCAAAUAUUCACUUUCGUUUUCUUUCAACAAAUUUCACUUCAUUUCUUUCAUCACACACACGUACACACAAAAAGGAUUAAGAGAAAACCCCGGAUCGGGUCGGGGGUGAAAGAAAAGAUGGAUCAAGAAUCGGGUUGGGAAGAACUGAGAAAAGAAGCAAGAAAAAUAGAAGGAGAUCUUGAUGUUAAACUUAAUUCUUAUGCUAAGCUUGGUGCCCGUCUCACUCAAGGAGAUGCCGAAACACCAACUAUGGGGUCCAACCGUUCAUGGAAGUCAAUGGAGAUGGAAAUACAGUCGUUAAUUGAGAAGUUGCUGGAUGUCAAUGAUUCAAUGAGUCGAUGUGCUGCAUCUGCAACACCUACUACUUCAGUCACUCAAAAGUUGGCAAGGCACAGGGAUAUACUUCAUGAGUUUAGCCAGGAGUUCAGACGAAUCAAAGGAAACAUAAGUCAAAUUACGGAGCAUGCUGAGCUCCUAAGUUCUGUAAGAGAUGAUAUCAGUGAGUACAAGGCAGGGGGGAACAUGUCACCGAGAAUGCAGAUACUAAGGGAGCGAGCUGCUAUCCAUGGAAGCAUAGCACAUAUGGAUGAUGUGAUAACUCAGGCUCAAACAACAAGAGCAGCCUUAGGCUCUCAGAGGGCAAUGUUUGGUGAUGUUCAAGGGAAAGUUAAACAACUAAGUGACAAGUUCCCCAUUGUUCGUGGCCUGAUUGGUUCUAUUAGAAGGAAGAAAUCAAGGGACACUCUUAUCCUAUCUGCUGUCAUUGCAGCUUGUACGUUGUUUCUCAUUAUAUACUGGCUUUCAAAGUGAAGAGGGUUAUGUUAUUACGGUAAAAGUAAAAUACAAUGUUGUAUUCCAAAGAAAUUUUGCUCAAUUUGUUAUAAGAUUCGGCUCUUGGAUACA
Erigeron canadensis is the source of this 936-nucleotide messenger RNA. Its product is annotated as Golgi SNAP receptor complex member 1-2. Gene Ontology annotation, cellular component: Golgi medial cisterna; cis-Golgi network; SNARE complex. Gene Ontology annotation, biological process: vesicle fusion; endoplasmic reticulum to Golgi vesicle-mediated transport. The transcript is spliced from 6 exons. Bases 151 to 843 code for a protein of 230 amino acids. The record is from RefSeq and is a predicted model, not a curated record. Lineage: Eukaryota; Viridiplantae; Streptophyta; Magnoliopsida; Asterales; Asteraceae. Gene Ontology annotation, molecular function: SNAP receptor activity.